Anopheles funestus (African malaria mosquito) is the source of this 669-nucleotide messenger RNA. RefSeq lists its product as uncharacterized. Gene Ontology annotation, biological process: mitochondrial translation. The record is from RefSeq and is a predicted model, not a curated record. Gene Ontology annotation, molecular function: structural constituent of ribosome. Gene Ontology annotation, cellular component: mitochondrial small ribosomal subunit; mitochondrion. Lineage: Eukaryota; Metazoa; Arthropoda; Insecta; Diptera; Culicidae. The transcript is spliced from 2 exons. Bases 77 to 628 code for a protein of 183 amino acids.
UCAGCCACAUGGAAUAUGAAGUAGAAGAAAUGUAAACACGGUGUUUGCAUAACGCAAAGAAAACGAGCCAGCAACGAUGGCAACAAUAAAGUACAUCGGCCGCACAACGGAUUUCCGAGGCAAAACGUUAUGGGAAAUCGUAGGAAACCUUAAAAACUUUGGCGUUGGACGUGUCGUCGUGAGAAGCAUGUUCGAACGCUACCCAGAGCCAAGCUUCAUGAAAAUAGUGAAAGUCGAAGCACUACCGCAUGAGGAACCCGCUCGAAAGGUACGUGUCACGGUGGAGAAAACUUUCCGUGGUCAAAAAAGUCCCAACUUGGUCCAGAUUGAAAGUGUUUCGUACAAAGCCGAUUACCGGUUGCUGUCAAAAUACGAAGAAGCAUCGUACUGCAAGCUGACCGACCGGCAAGAAAAGAUAUUCCCACGGGAAAUAGAUCUACCGCCACUGUUCAAAGAAUUUAUUGCCCGGGAGACUGGUAAACCUGCCCCGAAUAUUCCGAUCAAGCUAAAAGUCGGCCGUGAAAGCAGAUAUCGCGUAGCAAACGAAGGCGAAAAGCCAACAGUUGAAGUGACGAUGAGCAUUGGUAAACCGGCGAGCCCUAGCUUGUAUGCUAACUGUGAACUAUAAGGUGUGUGCGUUAAAAAUAUAGUUGAUAAAAAAGUAUAUAA